Messenger RNA from Saccostrea echinata, 1651 nucleotides. Its product is annotated as xaa-Pro aminopeptidase 3-like. Bases 91 to 1641 code for a protein of 516 amino acids. NCBI's taxonomy places the organism in Eukaryota, Metazoa, Mollusca, Bivalvia, Ostreida, Ostreidae. The record is from RefSeq and is a predicted model, not a curated record. The transcript is spliced from 7 exons. Gene Ontology annotation, molecular function: manganese ion binding; metalloaminopeptidase activity. Gene Ontology annotation, cellular component: mitochondrion.
AACACUGCUGUCUUGGGAAUUAUGAUGUGUAGAAGAAUGGUAAAAGUUAAUUCCUACUGACAAGAAAUAGCCUCAUCGAUUAUAAUCAGAAUGGGCUCACUAAAGAGAUGUCAUUUGAUUUCCAACAUCUUGACACAACAGAGAAGAUCACUGAGUGCUUUCUUGUCGGCAAAACUUCAGGAAGUUCCCGAGAAGUCAUUAGACAUCACAGUGGAGGAAUACAAAAGCAGGCGUAGGAACCUGAUACAGCUGUGUGUGGAUAGUGAACACAUGAAGAGUAACCGUAGUCACCUUGUCUGUGUUCCUGCUGCUCCGCGGGCAUUCUACAGUGACAGGAUCAUGUAUCCAUUCAGACAAAAUACAGAAUUCAACUAUCUCUGUGGCUACUUAGAGGCCAACUGUGUUUUAUUUAUGUUCACGGAGCAGGGAAAAGGGGUAGAGGAUUUUAAGUCUAUACUGUUUGUUCCUCAGCGUUUCCAGUUUGAUGAGAUCUGGGAUGGAAGAUUUGAAGGCUUUGACUCUAUUGUGGAGUCUACCGGAGUGAAUGAAGCUAGGUUCACUAAAGACAUUGCCAGCUUCUUAUCCACUUAUGUAAAAGAUAACAGUAAAUUCACUCUGUGGUACAAUUAUCAAAAGACUGCUAAUCCAGACAUCCACAGAACUGUCAUGGCAGAUUUUAUACGACAGGGGAAGUAUAAAAAGCUAGAAAAUUACGACUACUGCGUUCAGUCGCUCCGAGUUGUCAAAUCAGAGGCGGAGAUUGCACUCAUGAAGAGGAGUAUGGAAAUUACUGAAGCAGCAUUUAAAUCUGUGCAUCAUAUGAUUGAUGAAUGGAAAUCAAGGAGUCAGAAGAAAGAAAAUCUUUUAGAAUAUGAAAUUCAGGCAGUGAUGGAGUAUACCUGUCAGUUAAAUGGAGGUCGACUAGCAUACAUCCCUGUCGUCGCAGGAGGAAAUAGAGGAAACACAAUUCACUACGUUCAGAACAACAAUAAACUUCACCCUGAGGAGUUACUGCUGAUUGAUGCUGGCUGUGAAUACAAAGGGUACACCACAGACAUCACUAGAGUCCUCAACAUUUCAGACUUAACUUUUGAACAAGAAACCAUCAUAGGGCUUGUGCAGUUGAUACAGGACACCUGCAUCAAGAUGUGUACACCUGAAUACAGCAUUAACGACAUCUACAGGAAAAUGAUGAAAAUUAUCGGUGAAUAUGUUCAAGUGCUGGGACUGAUGAACUUGGGAGUGAAGGGAAAACCAUUUCUAGAGGGAGCACAUAAGUUCUGCCCACACCAAGUUGGCCACUAUUUAGGAAUGGAUCUGCAUGAUACACCACUAAUAUCUAAGGACAUGAAAUUACAGGCAGGCACUGUUCUAACUAUAGAACCAGGUUUAUAUUUACGGCCAGAGUAUGUACCAGACAAGUUGUCACAGUUACGUGGAAUAGCUGUGAGAUUAGAAGAAAAUAUUUUAGUGACAAAAGACGGACCAGUCAAUUUAUCCCAGAAUGUGUCUCCUCGUGAUCGCGCCCCUCUGGCUCGUGAUAUGGACAACAAUGAUUGUAGUAAAAUCAUUGAACAGUUACCACAAAAUAUGUUAUAUCAGGCAGUUAUACCUUAUCUUUGGAAUUAUGUACAAAAUUAAAUACUGAAAU